Helianthus annuus (common sunflower) is the source of this 956-nucleotide messenger RNA. RefSeq names its product thaumatin-like protein. Gene Ontology annotation, biological process: defense response. Lineage: Eukaryota; Viridiplantae; Streptophyta; Magnoliopsida; Asterales; Asteraceae. Gene Ontology annotation, cellular component: extracellular region. The transcript has a single exon. The record is from RefSeq and is a predicted model, not a curated record. Bases 8 to 679 code for a protein of 223 amino acids.
AACCACAAUGACCACAUUCACCCUUUCCAUUUUCCUUCUCUUAAUUUUUCUUUUUCGCUCCACCAAUGCGGCAGUUUUCACUAUUCUAAACAACUGUCCGUACACCGUUUGGGUAGGUGCCGUGCCUGGUGGCGGCCAACAACUUAACUCGGGUCAAACCUGGGCUUUAUCCGUCCCAUCUAGCACAGUAGGGCGUAUAUGGCCCCGUACCAAUUGCAACUUUGAUGGUUCUGGACGAGGCAAGUGUCAAACCGGUGAUUGUAAUGGUCUCCUACGAUGCCAAAACUAUGGUACACCACCCAACACAUUGGCCGAGUACGCUUUGAAUCAGUACAACAAUCUUGAUUUCUUUGAUAUGUCUCUUGCGGACGGAUUCAAUGUGCCAAUGGAAUUUAAGCCCAGUAGUUCUGGUGGGUGCACCCGUGGUAUCUUAUGUAAAUCGGAUAUUAAUGGCCAGUGUCCUAACGAGUUACGGGCUCCUGGUGGGUGCAAUAACCCUUGCGCCGUGUUCAAAACUAAUGAAUAUUGUUGCGUCUCAGGAGGAAAUUGUUCGCCAACCGACUUUUCAAGGUUUUUUAAGACAAGGUGUCCUGAUGCAUAUAGUUAUCCUAAGGAUGAUCAAACUAGCACAUUUACAUGUCCCGGUGGAACCAACUAUAGUGUUGUAUUAUGCCCUUGAAGCCAUAGGGUUGUUUUUAAAAAGACACUAAUAAAAAAAGAUUAAACAUACAGAAGAAAGAGUGUUAGUCAGUGGUCACCUAAGGGUAUGUUUGGCAAAAUUAGCUGGUGGUUGGUGGUUGGAAGCUGGUAGCUGGUGGUUGGUGGCUGGAAGAUGGUAGCUGUAACUGAUAGCUAGUAGUUGUAGCUUUUUAGAUAUAUUUGGUGUUUGGCAGAGUAGCUGAAGCUUUUAAUAAAAUGCAUAAAAUGACCAAAAUGGACAUAACUAAAAAUUUAAA